AUGGUCAAAGAGAAUAAACAUACCUAUACACUUGAGUUCAUUGCUCUAGUGACCCAAAUGAGCAAUAUAGGUCAAUCAUCAUUGUCAUCAACGGUACAAUGCACAAGGGAAUUCUUUACUUUCCUGGUUGGUGAUUCCCCUGAUACUUGGAUCUCAACAAGUACUUUAUCUAAAUGGAAUCAAGAUGUAGCAAGAAUAACAGUUUCAGAAAAUCUUCCAGGGACCACUUCUCAAUUCUCAUCAUAUGGGAUCAUGGCAGAUGAAAGUACAAGAGGUUCAAGGAAUGUACCUGAGGGAUAUUUGCAUAAAUGGAAAACGUUUUUAGGAUUCCUAGAAAAUGAAAAAUUAAAUAUAGAAAUUUUAAUAAUGGUAAAAUUUGGGAAGUGGUUCUAUGAAAAACUAAUGUAUUUUUUAAUCAGUUCUGAUACUAACUCAAGUCACCCUCUACCAAAUGGAUAUCGUGCUCAUCAAAUGCCUGACAUGGUACAAACCUGGAUUAUAAUAGUAAAAAAAUAUAUAGGAAGAUUAAAUAAGAAUUUAGAAGAUCAGAGUAAUUCAUUAGGGUUAUUUGAAGCAUUGGAAAAAAAUAACUUUAGAGAGCAAUUUGUUGCAUUUUCAAAAGCUAAUUAUAUUCAAUUAAAAGAAUUUCCAUUGAUAUAUGAUUUCGUUAGACAUUGUAUCUGGUCAAUAAUAGUUCAUCAAUAG
Entrophospora sp. SA101 is the source of this 705-nucleotide messenger RNA. The record is from the annotation of a GenBank genome assembly. Lineage: Eukaryota; Fungi; Glomeromycota; Glomeromycetes; Entrophosporales; Entrophosporaceae.